This is a messenger RNA of Anneissia japonica, 2569 nucleotides long. RefSeq names its product testis-expressed protein 264-like. The transcript is spliced from 3 exons. The record is from RefSeq and is a predicted model, not a curated record. NCBI's taxonomy places the organism in Eukaryota, Metazoa, Echinodermata, Crinoidea, Comatulida, Comatulidae. Bases 84 to 875 code for a protein of 263 amino acids. Gene Ontology annotation, biological process: protein-DNA covalent cross-linking repair; reticulophagy. Gene Ontology annotation, cellular component: endoplasmic reticulum membrane; nucleus; autophagosome membrane.
AUUGUAAACAUUAGGCCUUGCCUAGCGUACUACUAGAACUGCGCAACUUAAUAUUUUGCCAUAAUCUUGCAUCUAACGAAACAAUGUCUGCUGCUAUUUUGUGGGCUAUUGGCAUACUGUUUCUCUUGCUUUGUGUUACAGUUUUGUUUUUUCUUUUUUAUUCAGGGCUUCUGAAUCCAAUACGAUUCAAGGCAGGGAAGCCCCCAGUUGGUCGGCUACAUGUAGGGUAUAAAUUCGGGCGAGGCGAGUACAGCUCUGUCGGGCUUGGAGAGCACUUUACUGAGAUAAGUAAACUCGCUCCAUCCACAUAUCGCUGCUUUGGAAUGUACUAUGAUAACCCAGAAAGAGUGCCCUCAGAUAAGCUGCGAUACAUUGUUGGUGUGAUCCUGAGUGAAGGAGAUGAAGAACCAGACAAGGAGUUGAAAGAGAAGCUCCUAUCAUAUGGAUACAGUUUCUACAGCUUUCCAGAAGUAACUAACAUGGUCUAUACCACUUUUCCAAACACCAGUUUCUUGUCGGUCACCAUAGCAAUUCAGCGGGUCUACCCAGCAUUCUCCAGUUAUAUAGAGGACAAUGGUCUUUCUGCCCAUCCAUUAUUUGAAAUAUACGGCAAAGAUUUAAUGUAUUUUAUGGCUCCAUUGGCGAAGCAAGAUGAAUUUAUUGUUCCUGAAGCUAAAGAGAAACCUAAGAAAGAAGGUGCUGAUUUAUCAUCAGAAGAAUCACCAGAUGAAGGGAAUAGUGCCCUGGAUGGCAGUGACGGCAGUGAUGGCAGCUCUGCAGGGGAUAGUGCAAGCUCUUUUGAGGAACUUAAUGCCAGCCAAGUGGAGGAACCAGAAGAGGGUGAAGCUGCAAGAGAUAAUGCAGACAAUGUUUAGCUUAAAUGUAAUGACAAUGAUAUAUAGGUUUACAAGGUAAUUGCAUAAGCAUUAAGUGUUUGAAAAGCUUAAUCAACUCAAUCACUCUUUCAUACAACAGUACUUCUACUACUAUAGGCCUUUAGAUCCUGUAUGGUGCCAUUAAAAGUCAGUCAUCGUGGACUGAAAUAUCUGCAAAGUCUCAAUAUAAACAUCCACAGAUUUACACAACCAUCAGGCCAAAAAAAAAAUUUGUCGCCCAAACCUAACUAACCCAUGAUCUUCAAAAUCUAGGGUUGCAUUUUUUUUAUUGCAAAAAUAUGUUAUUCUUUUACCAAUGUUCCUAAUAUUAUACUUAAAUGUGAUGGUUCAAACACUUUCGAGCUUUAAUCAAUAUAUUUUAUACAUUAACUAUGAAUUUUAGCCCUGUUAACAUUUUUUGAAUUAAAACGCAAGAGGUGAGGGUUAGGCAUGUGCUUGGGUUUCACAAUUUUUUUAGGCCUUACAUAAAAUUGACCAUUGGCUGCAUAGUUACUUCAGCUUUCACAGAGGUCUAGUCCUACCUUUUGUAGAUUUCAUAUUUUAAAAUUUCGCUGUCAAUUUGGCAUGAACCUGGAGUAAAUGUGUUGUUAAUCUUGCAUAAAAUACAGUAAGUGAUUUGUCAUGUAUGUAUUUGUUCGGAAUCGUGCAAGUACUUAAAAAAAAAUAUGUUCUGUUAGCAUAUUAUUACACCAGUCUUAAAUGUAAUCUGAUUGGAUGUUAUUGAAUGUAUGGAUUGGAUAAGGACAGUCAAAUGCAAGACUGGUGUAACUAUUGCCAAAGCUUUUUUUGACAUGUUGAAAACAUAGCAUGUGGGAGAUGAUGGGAUGUAAAGUCUGUUAAAACCUAUCUACGCUAUCAAGAUUUAUUUAACAAAUGCUUGUGACUUGCCUAUAUGUGGGCAUGAAAUGACAUCAUCAUGCCAUAUAUGGUCAAGUCACAGUUAUUUGUCAUAUAAAACAUGAUCAGUAAAUGUAGAUGGAGCUUCGUAUAAUGUUGCCUUUUAUGCAUGAAAAUGUUGCUAAAAUAUUGGAGACUUUUAAACUAAGAUAGAUUUUCUGAUUCUUUAAAAACUGUGCAUUGCUUUAGAAUUGUGCUCAACAUUUAUUUUCUCAUCAUUCUCUUGAUUAUGUCAAAAUACUUAAUUGUAGGUUAAAGUUUCUCUAAAUUCAUAUAAAAGAUGUACUGUUAACAAUAACUACAAACUCAAAAUUACUUUCAACAUAUGUCAAUAUUGGGCCUUGGAAGUCAGCUCUGGCGAUUGGGGCUUCCUCUUUAAAUAUAAAUAAAGAUAAGGAAUAAUACUUUCUAAAUUUACUUACAUUCUGAUAGAAUGUAUCUUAUAAUUUUCAUUAAUUUUUAAGUAAAAAAUGUAGAAACUGACGGAUCAUAGCUUGAAGUUUUUCAGCACAGGACCAAACUAAACAAAAAUACACUCAAAUAUAUAUAUACUUGCUCAGCAAGUGUGCUCAACAGUUUGCUUUAAUAUGAUGAGAAAAAUGCUUACCCAUGUUUUAGCCCACCUCGAUCUAUUAUAAACAAACAUUUAUAAUUGGCCAGUCUAGUAAUUAGGUCAACUACGAGCAAGCCUUUUGCUUCACGUAGGUGCACACCAUGAGCAUUCUGCCUCACGAGACAACAAAAAGAAAAUAAAACAUGAGAUUCUUGUGAGACAG